Molecule: messenger RNA, 880 nt
Organism: Aureobasidium pullulans EXF-150
Lineage: Eukaryota; Fungi; Ascomycota; Dothideomycetes; Dothideales; Saccotheciaceae
Product: Fcf1-domain-containing protein
Exons: 2
Coding region: 1-585 (194 amino acids)
Cellular component (GO): nucleolus; small-subunit processome
Source: RefSeq, a predicted model, not a curated record
AUGGGUGUACAAAAGAAGACGCGCAAGUUCGCACAAGUCAAGCGAGUCAUCGGCCAACGCGAUGCCCGCCUCAAGAAGAACCAAGUCACUGGCGACGACAAGGCCAAAAAGCCGACAUCUGAAGAAGUUGUACGAGAGAUCCCGCAAGCACCCUCAUCAAUGUUCUUCCAACACAACACGGCCCUCCAACCACCCUACUCGGUCCUCGUCGACACCAACUUCCUCUCCCACACCGUGCACAACAAACUGGAACUCCUGCCCUCCCUAAUGGACUGUCUCUACGCCACCUGCCGCCCCAUAAUAACCUCUUGCGUCAUGGCCGAGCUGGAAAAACUGGGUCCCAAAUACCGCAUCGCUUUGAAAAUCGCCAGAGAUGAGAGAUGGGAACGCUUGGAGUGCUCGCACAAGGGAACCUAUGCGGACGACUGUAUCGUGGAUAGAGUGUUGAAGCAUAGGGUUUAUCUCGUUGCGACCAACGAUAGGGAUUUGAAGAGGAGGUUGAGGAAGAUUCCUGGUGUGCCGAUUGUCAAUGUUGCAAAGGGCAAGUAUGUUAUUGAGAGGUUGCCUGAUGCACCUGAGAAGUAGAAGAGAUGGCCUGCUUGAGCAAGGAAUGGAGAGGAAAGACACAAGAAAGAGAUGCUGGGAAAAGAAGACAUGGGGGGAUUCGUGUUUCUGCGACUGGGUUGGAGUUUUCAUGGAUGCAUAUUGGGAGGCGUUACUCUUCUUUCUCGACUAACCUUCGAAGCAGAAGGCACUAGGCCUGCGUUCUUGCUGCACAUACUAUCGGUGCCUUGCAAGGACGCCUGAGCCGUCAUAAGACAUUGUUUUGUCCAAAUGAAUAGCACAAAAAUCACAACUAUCAAACACAUCGUUCUGGACU